Molecule: messenger RNA, 2738 nt
Organism: Equus caballus (horse)
Lineage: Eukaryota; Metazoa; Chordata; Mammalia; Perissodactyla; Equidae
Source: RefSeq, a predicted model, not a curated record
AUAAAAGUCACAACUAAUCUAGUAAGAACAAGAUUGCUGUUCUGUUUUUCAAAUGGAGCUGUCAGAGGACUCUAAUUAUCUGACAUCUUCUGUGAAUCACCUCAGCAUUACAUGAAGUGUUAUGUUUUACAGAAUAACUCAGUGAGGCAGAAGACGCUACCAGCUGUAGGCCCCCGAGAGCUGGGAUUUUAACUAAGCAAAGAAAAUCUCCAACAGGGUGACCUUGAAUGUUUCUUGUUUUUCUUCAAUUGGAGAGACAGAAGAUCACCUCGUGAGCCAGUACCACCUUCUGCACUCGUACUGGGAGAGGCAGGUGGUAAGCCACCUUUGAGACAAAUUGCCAAAGUAUGAGCAAGUUUACAACUCGAGGAGAGAAGAAUCUGAACCAUGUCAUCAAUUGCAUGGAGCACAUCUGACUGCUGUCCAUCUCCACAUCUGCUGAUCUGCUGGCAGGGAUGCCAACCUUUUCUCUCAUCUUCUCUCUUAUGUGCCAGUAUCCCUGCAGAUUUUACACUUAGCAAGUUCAUGAGCAAGGUCAGGCCUACUGGUGCUGUGUAGUAUGCAAAUCUCACCUAACCCCUGAAUUCUGAAUCAGAGUUUAACAACUUGAAGAAUUCCUGUUAGCAUUAAUCAUAAGGCAUGUUUAGUGGUGAUGAAUUCCCUCAGCACUGCCUUCAGUUCUGAAGAACAACUUUCCUAGGGAGAUAGAGGCUGGGGUGUUCUACAUUGCCUUUUUGGUGCUGUAACUCCAUUCUCUUCAAGACUAUUCAAUGGUUUCAGUUACCCACAGUCAGCUGCGGUGCAGAAGCAGAUGAUCCUCCUUCUGAGCUAUCAUCAGGAGGUCAGUAGUGGCCUAAUGCUACAACACGAUGUCUACAUCAUUCACUCCACCUCCUCUCAUCAUGUAGGCAUUUUAUCAUCUAACAUCAUCACAAGAAGGGGAAGGACAGAUCUCUGCCAUGUGGCUGUACCUGGCGGCCCUUGUGGGCCUGUGCUACCUCCUGCGCUGGUACCGGGAGAGGCAGGUGGUGAGCAACCUCCGAGACAAGUACGUCUUCAUCACAGGCUGUGACUCGGGCUUUGGGAAUCAGCUGGCCAGGCAGCUGGACCUGCGAGGCUUGAGGGUGCUGGCCGCGUGUCUGACGGAGAAGGGGGCCAAGCAGCUGAGGGACCAGACGUCAGACAGGCUGGAGACAGUGAUCCUGGAUGUGACCAAGACAGAGAGCAUUGCUGCAGCCACCCAGUGGGUGAAGGAGCGCACAGGGGACAGAGGUCUGUGGGGUUUGGUGAACAAUGCUGGCAUUGGUGUGCCAGCUGCACCGAAUGAAUGGCUGACCAAAGAUGAUUUCUUGAAAAUAUUGAACGUGAACUUGAUCGGCCUCAUCGAGGUGACCCUGAGCUUGCUUCCCCUGAUCAGAAAGACCAGGGGAAGAAUAGUCAAUGUUUCUAGCCCAGCUGGGAGACUAUCUGUGCUUGGUGGUGGCUACUGCAUUUCCAAGUUCGGUGUAGAAGCUUUUUCUGACAGCCUGAGAAGAGAGCUUUGUCCCUUUGGCGUUCGUGUUGCUAUCAUAGUACCCGGGAACUUUAAAACAUCCAUUUGCCCUGACAAUGUACAGGAUCUACUCAAGGGGCUCUGGAGCCAAGCGUCCCCAGAGGUGAAGAAGAGCUAUGGAGACAAGUACUUCGAAGGCUAUUGCCAGUAUUACAAUAAACUCACAUCUCUAGGACAGAAGGAUCUGAGCCUGGUCACCAACUGCAUGGAGCACGCCCUGACCGCCGUCCACCCUCGUAUCCGCUACUCUGCUUGCUGGGACGCCGUAUGCUUCACUCUCCCUCUGUCUUAUUUACCAACAUCUGUGGCGGACUUUAUUCUUAGUCUUUUUGCAAAUGCGGUCAGGCCCGCUGAUGCUGUGUAGUCUGCGAGUUCGGCCUACACAGCUGAUUUUAGAUGGGGGGCAACAAGUCAGGUUUCCUCCUGGGAGAAGAAAGAACCAGGGGAACACGCAGCUGUCUACUUCAGCUGGUUCUUAGAGGCCCUGUCAUAUUUUAGUUCACAAAUUCCCAGAUAACUUGUCCCAAAAACUACUUGGUGAGCACCUCCCAUGUUCUAGGUACGGUUCAGGGUGCUGAAGAUUCACGCAUGCCCAAAACAAAGAUUCCUGCCUCGUAGUACUCAGAUCCUGGCCAGAUCAUCCCAGUGCAGGAUGACUCUGCUGAGAGAAUUAUUAAAACUCAAAGGGUCUUGGGGGUCUCUUAACUGCUGUAAAAGAUGUGUGCAAGGUCAUAGCUCCUAACUUGAAAAUCAUACAUGAUUGGUGACAUUGUAUUUCAGAUAUAAAUUCUUUUCUUUCUUUAGCAGUUUUUUUUUGUACCUUGGCUUUCUGAAAAUUAAUCAUUAAAUUAUUUUCUCAAAUAAAGUAAUAAGUUAAAUAACUUAGUCCUUUUCUUCUAAACUCUUAAUACUGAGACUUAAGUACCCCUGCCCGGAUUCUCUGGCAGUGACAAUCUCCUGACUCUCCUGUGAAAGCCUUCCCACGUCCUUGCCUUGUUUUUGACCCCUGCUCUGCCACUGACCGACCUCACUCUCCUGCCCUCACCCACUCCUCUCAGUUCUGCCCCUCCCUCCCUAGGUUUGGGGGAGUAAGCUGGGUGUCAGGAGCUUUGGGAGUCAAAAGGGCUGAGGUCAGGCCCCAGCUCUGCUGCCUCCAACCGUGUAACUCUGGGCAAAGGAAUAACUC